Messenger RNA from Rasamsonia emersonii CBS 393.64, 2046 nucleotides. Its product is annotated as Acetamidase regulatory protein. The annotation marks the transcript as partial. Gene Ontology annotation, molecular function: zinc ion binding; DNA binding. The record is from RefSeq and is a predicted model, not a curated record. Gene Ontology annotation, biological process: DNA-templated transcription. The transcript has 2 exons. Lineage: Eukaryota; Fungi; Ascomycota; Eurotiomycetes; Eurotiales; Trichocomaceae.
CCUCAGAAACUUGCUCCUCAACGGGCACAAUCGAUAUCACUGCCGCCAGUGUCCAAUGACUCACAGUCUUCAGUCUUUCAUCCCGACUUCAACGCUUCCGCGAGAUCUAGGAUCUCUCAAAAUGGUUCAAGCGCUCAGGUGCAAAAUCAUCCAACCGCCUCUGAAUCAUCGACUGGCCGUGAGGAUGGCCGGGAGCUAGAGAACCGUCUGGUGAAAUUGAUUGAUGAAGAAGAACCGGACCGGCGCGAGAUCCAACGAGGGGUGCGUGCGAUCUACGUGGGCCAUGAUGUGUCGAAUAUGUCGUUCCUGCUCCGUCAACGAAGAGCUGACGAUGGUGGUGACGAUGUGUAUCACUUUGCUGGCCACGAGAUUCCACGGCGUCGCCUCGAGAUUGGCCAUGAUCAACUGCUCCAGGAUGCCCUAACUCUUCCGGAGCCGUCUCUAGCGGAUGAAUUGGUCGGAGCUUACUUUACUCACGUCAAUCCAGGGUAUCCAAUUGUUGAUGAAGAUCUGUUUAUGACUCAGUAUCGGAAUCGGGAUCCUGCAGACCCACCCCCUAUAUUGCUUCUUCAAGCGAUUCUUCUCGUUGGGGUUCAUGUUACUCGCCAGCGACCGGACCGGGAUGAGCUUAAGGCGGUCUUCUUUCGCCGCUGCAAGUGGCUUUUUGACAACCGAAUCGAGCGGAAUCGAGAUAUCCUCGUUCAAGUGGCACUGCUGUUAACUUGGCAUUCCGACACCGUCGAUGAUGAUGUCGCGGCCAACGCUCACUAUUGGGUAGGAGUCGCAGCCAGGAUUGCAACUGGCCUUGGGAUGCAUCGCGAUCCCGUGUCAAGCAAGUUUGCCGCCAGCGACAGGCGGAUGUGGAGGAGGGUGUGGUGGAUUCUGGUUCAGUUCGAUGUAAUGGUUUCCCUGUCCUAUGGGCGACCACAGGCCAUCAACCUCGAAGACAGCGAUGUCCGCCCUCUUACACCCGAGGAUUUUGUAGGAUGUGGGCCUCUGGUACAGACUGACUACGUAAUUCACUUCACGGAGCUUUGCACCAUGAUAUCGUACAUUCUUCGAGAACGUUUUGGCCUGCGAGUGAGUGCGGAACGCCGAAAAGCCGUCCUCCCCGAGGCAGACGAGGCUCUGGCCAAUUGGUCACUCCGACUCCCUGACACUCUACGACUGCGCACCUCCGAUAUGGAUACGUGGUCCGCAAUGCUCCAUCUGACUUAUAAUAACUUCCUGAUCCUUCUGCAUCGACCGCAUCCGAGAGCGUCGGCCUAUUCCGAUGACUAUGGGCCUCACGAUGCGGAAAUCUGCAGUGCCGCUGCGGGCGUGAUCACGUCAAUAUUUGAAGAACUUCGCCAAAAGGACCGCAUCAAAUAUCUGUGGUGUUCAGGCGUCUAUACUUUGUUCACAGCUAUGAUUCAGGUUCGCGUCGAACUGCGGUUCUCGAAUCCGGUGUUGGCCAUCAACGCCCUUCGACGGUUUGACUCCACGAUGCAUUCUCUCCGGGCGCUGGCAGAAUACUGGUCCAGCGCGGAGACUAUUCUCCGGCUUUUUGAAAACUCCAAGCGUCUCAAGCAGGAUCUGCGGAUCGUCAGUAAUGAGGCCCCGGAUCACUUCAGCGUUCCGCGAAAGCAGAGUGCCAGCGGCGGUUCAACGUCCGACGUCUCUCCGUCCACCAUGUCAGCGCCUCAGGCGAACGGGCAAUCGCUACCACACCGUGAGCAGCCUCCGCCUCUCAGUCAAACCCCAAAGCCUCCGAUGGGCCCAUCUCCAGUUCCGCAGAGCGAGACUUGGAUGGCUGGGCCGUCCCGGGGUGGCGUGAAUCCUUUCGAUCGUGCGGAGGACAUGUCAGGCGUUCCGCCGGUCGCACCCAUGGAUCAGCCACGGGAGUACUUGGACUGGCGGCAGCUUUUCCCGUUUGCUGAUUCCGACCAGCCUGGUCCCAUGGCCAUGGAAGGGCUUCCAGAUAUGGAGGAUGAAUGGCGACAGCUGUAUUGGCAGGAGCCACCGAUGUCAGAUCUGUUUCAGGACGGCGGUUGGAUGCAUGGCUGA